GGGUUGGAACUCCAGGUACGAUGAAUGGAUCCCACGAGGACGAAUUGCUGAUAACUUGUCCUGGACUAACAGUAACAAACCUCGGGGAGGUCCGGGUCGUCCUGCCUCCAGUCCUAGCGCCUGGAAGAAGCGCAAGGACGAGGAUAAGUCCGACCUGGAUAUCAAGACGGAGGACGAUAUGGACGACGAGGAGGAGAUGGAGAAGGAGGGGUUGAAAAGGAAGGAAGAGGAGAAGAAGAUGAAGAUAAAGAAGAGAAGAUCAGCUACUCCUAGUUCUACUCCUAGUAGUUCAAGAACUAACUCUCCUGCAGGAUCUAGACAAACUAGAUCUCCUACUAAACAAAUAUCUCCGGUCAAGGAGGAUCGGAAUAAAGAUGAACCGGAGAUUAAACCUGAACCGAAGAGAACCGAGUCCCCUGUCACCAGGAAGAACGUCUCCUCCAUCAAGCGACAGAACAGCACUAGCUCCGGAUCCAGGAGCGAGGGCAGUCUCUCAUCCCUGGCGGAGGAGGCGAAGCUUGCUGAACCCGAAGCGGAACCAGAGAAAAAACCACGAAAGCUCGGCGGAAAGAAAAAGCUUGAUCUGAAAGGAAAACUGGUGAAAAAGACGAAACUCUGUGAUGCGAAGAAACUUGGGAUUAAGAAGUUGAAGAAAGAGGAACCGACUGAACCCCAGAUAAAAUCUAAAGCAGGUAAAGAGAAAGAAGAAGAUCUUCAAGAUGAAGUGGAAGAGGAAGAUGAUGAGGAGGAUUUGGGUGACGAAGAGGAAAGGAUUCUUACAGUGAGAAAAUCCUCUAGAACUGGAAAAGCUGAAGACCAAAUCACAAGUAAGAAUAAACUAGGGUCCUUGACUCCUGAACCAACGAAGAAAGCUGAACCGUCAGACACGGACACGGUAUCAAAAGACGACUUAAAACGCAUCUCUGACUGUAAAAGUUCUCCGGUAGGACCGGACACCCCCCGGACCUCUGCCCGGCUAGAAUCAAGGCGUCCUGUCACACCGUCAUCGGAGCAGAAAACGUCCUCCAUGCGCGCGCCUACACCCUCCAAGGCGCUUUUUAGAAGUAGCGACCUCGAGGAUCCGUAUGAUUUCAAGGAGGUAGAGGAAGGAUUCUCGAGGUUUGAACCGAGCAAGGUUCUCGAGGAACCUGUGAUCAAGGUUGAGGCUGAGGAGGAGAAGAAAGAAGAGAAGAAACCAGGACGAGGACGGAAAAAGAAAAUAAUCCCGGUCGAGGUUAAAACGGAGAAGGUUGAUGAACUUGAAACCAAACCUGAAGUUAGAGUUCAGCCUAUCUCUUGUGUAGAACCUGAACCUGCUAAACCUAUCGCCGAAAUUGAUCAAGCGAAACCUUUCCCGGAAUCUGAACCUGUUCUGAAGGUUGGGUUGGAUCCACCUACUUCGGGCAUACCCUUGAAUACGGAGAAACCUGCAACCUCUGCUCGGGACAAUUCUACCUCAGAUUUAGACCCUGAUCUUCUUAUUCCCAAAAAAGAAGCUGAAACAAAAUUCAAAGUUGAAAUUAAAGAGGAGGAUAAAGUUGAGAAAAAAGAAGAAUCUGAUCGACCUAAAACUAAUUUUCCCUCGCUCAACAACAGAUUUGCCCUUUUCCCCCAUCUCGCCUCUCUUAGCGCUGCCAAACGUUCAGUUCUCGCCUCGCUGCCUGCUGUUGCCCCUGCCCUUCCUCCUGUCCUACCUCCUACACCCCCUGUCAUACCCUUCACAUCCCUUUCAGGAGCAGGCUUCUCAACCCCUAGUACUGGAUCCCUUGGACCCCUAACCAGUGCUAGUAUGAUCAGCACAAUUGUUGGAUAUGUUAUAGAGGAGAAUAUGUUGAAAGAAAGAAAGGCACAGGAGGAAAAAGAAGAAACGAAGAUUCAGCAAGUGAAGAAUACGAAAGAAGAAAGAAAUAUAAAGAACGAGGAUGGCGAAUCUAAGAAAGAAAAAGAAAGGGAGAAAGUUGAUCCAACAAAGACUGACUUAGAUGAAGAGCAACAUGAAGUUAAGAUUGAGAAGAAUGAGAGUGAGUCAGAAUCUAAAAAGUGCUCCGACUCGGAUGGCCUUUUAAAACCUAAUCUGUCUCCAAAGCACCGUAGAUCACAGGAAUCUCCCCGGAAAUCCCGACGGAAGCCUAAGAUCCGUGGUCCUCGGAACUACAAUCUCAAGUCCAGGGAGGUCGUUACAGACUCAGAUUCAGACUCUUCAGAGGACAGCUCACACUCGAGGUUGGGAUCUGCAAGUAAGCGGCGUAGAACUCAUGAUGAAGACCUUGAGUUUAGGGCGGAGCUUAAGGUUGAAGAAAAGGCGGAAGUUGACACAGAGGCGGAAGCGGAGAAGAGUUUAGUGUGCGAGGAAAUAUUUGAUAGGAGUCCUGAACGCGUUUUUGACAUGGAUGGGAAGCGAGUUGAGAAGAAAAAUCCUGAAGAUGGCAUUAAAGGGAAGCCGGAGGGCUCUAUGAAUAAGAAUGAGGAGGCCUCUAUGAUAAAGAAUGAGGGAGGGAAUAUAAUGAAGAAUGAGGGAGGAAUUGACAGGAAAGCCGAAGGGAUGAUGAGAGGGGAGCGAAGGAAGGAAAUUACUAAAAAUGUCUUACCAGUCCAUUCUCAGAAGCUGGAGGAUACUCCCAAAGGAGACCAGAGUCCUGAGUCCUCUGAGGUUGACUUAGAGAGCUUGACUGGAAGCCCGAAACGAACCGGAAGUGAUUUGGAGAGUUUAACUGGCCGAACACGUGGAGGAGCCGGAAGUGAUAUAGAAAGCCUGGGACGGGGGCGCAGGGCGGGUAGUGCGGAUUCUAGACUUGAAUAUUCAAGUUCUAGUGAAACUAGGAGUGGGCGAGGUGAACGCCGCAAAAUUCCUGCUGAAAAAUCCCCAAUUUCCUUGAAGCGGAAACGCAAAUCUCGUGAUAGCAUGGGUAGAGGGCGUGGCAAGGGACGGGGGCGGAUCCCAUCCCUCCGUCCCUCCAGGGCGGAAGAGCCAGAGGAGAUCGAGCAGCCGAUGAUUGGAACUAGAUCUCGGACCGAUCUCGAACUAUUAAAGCUUGAUCGUCUGGAUAAUGCUGCAUUAGCUGCGCUGGCUCAACCUAAACCUAACACUAACUCUAAGUACAAUUUCUACGUCAAGCUAGAACCUGAAAUGAACUCUGAAGUACGGAUUAAUGUACUGCAACGAUCUCUUGAGGAUCUGCGGAAGACGUAUCUGCAUAUAAAGACGGAGCUGACAGCUCUGGAGAGGAGAAGGAAGAAGAUGAGGAAGAAGGAGAAGGAGAGACACCAGAGAAAUAAUCAAUCUGAUCUUCCCAACCUUUAAUAAUUAAAUCUUAGUUAAAUAUUAUUUUUAAAUAUGAAGUAAUAAUCACGAACUGUUAUUUAUGUCAUAAGAAGAUAAUUAUUCAGUGAUGGUGGAUUAGAUCAAUUGCAAAAAGCUUUUUAUGUCUUAAUUAAAUCUUACAAACGAAAUCAAUUUUGAUAAAACGAUUUACUUACGGUUGGUUCCACUAAACUUGAUAAUUUAAACUGAAGUUUUUGAAUAUGCAUAAUGUGGUUCAACUAAGUCUAUGAAAAUCAACUACUUUUCAUUAUUUAUUGAAUUUGGUCUCUGGUUAAUAAUUCUAUUGUAACAUUUGAUAUCCUUAGUACAGUACAUUAUUAAGGGUUGUUUAAUUAUAUGGCAUUAUCUUUUACUGUAGGUUAUUAUAAUAAUUUGCUGUUAGUAAUGCUUAUGACUUAAAAGUAUUUUUUUGUUUUUUUUUACGAUUGUGCAUAAUUAUUACUCUACUAAUUAUAGUGAAAAAUUGUUAAUGAAAUAUUUUUUUGAUAUUAUACAUUAGGCCUGAA
Eurytemora carolleeae is the source of this 3828-nucleotide messenger RNA. RefSeq names its product serine/arginine repetitive matrix protein 1. The transcript is spliced from 11 exons. Bases 179 to 3301 code for a protein of 1040 amino acids. The record is from RefSeq and is a predicted model, not a curated record. NCBI's taxonomy places the organism in Eukaryota, Metazoa, Arthropoda, Copepoda, Calanoida, Temoridae.